UUCUAACCUUCUCUUUUCCUUCUAUCAAAAACCCUCAUCACCCACCCCUUCAUUCCCUCCCUCUUUCUUCCUGGUCAUUUCUCCCUCCAGAUCUUUUCCUUCCCCUAAGUGUUUGUGUUUUUGAUCAUCUUUCUGGUGACAACCAGACAAGCUUUUAGAUACCUAGCAGAAACGUUACUAAUAUCGGUCUGGUUAUAACCAGAAGAAGAUCAAAGAUUAAAGAUUUCAAGAGACACAUCAAUAUUCACAUAAAUGGCCCCAGUUUCAUUGCCUCCAGGCUUCCGUUUUCAUCCCACCGAUGAAGAGCUUGUUGCAUACUAUCUCAAGAGGAAAAUAAACGGACAUAAAAUCGAACUCGAAGUUAUCCCUGAAGUUGAUCUCUACAAGUGCGAACCCUGGGAUUUACCAGGGAAGUCGCUAUUACCAAGCAAAGAUCUAGAGUGGUACUUUUUUAGUCCAAGAGAUCGUAAGUACCCAAACGGAUCAAGGACAAAUCGAGCCACGAAAGGUGGUUAUUGGAAGGCAACAGGUAAGGACAGGAAUGUCAACUCACAAUCUAGGGCCGUGGGGAUGAAGAAAACCUUAGUUUAUUAUAGAGGGAGAGCACCACAUGGUGCACGUAGCGAUUGGGUUAUGCACGAAUACCGCCUUGAUGAGCGAGAAUGCGAAAGUGAAUCUGGGCUCAAGUUGCAGGAUGCUUAUUCGCUAUGCCGUGUGUUUAAGAAGAGUUUGAAUGCUCCAAAGACAAACGUUGGAGUGCAUUAUGCUGCGGCGGCGAGUGAUCGCUCAUCAAGUAUGGACCGGUAUUCAGAGGGAGGAAGGGGUGGAGAAGAUAUGGAAACUUGUAAUUAUCAAACACCAAUGGCUUCAUCUUCAUCUGAUCAUCUCAACCAUGGAACUCCAUAUGUCUCAAGUGAAACAAGUGAUGGCAGAUGGAUGCAGUACCUAUCAGAAGAAGCAUUCACUUUUCCAAAUCCAUCUUUCACCAACUGUGGGAAUGUUUCUUAUCCCCCAUCCAAGGUUGACAUAGCAUUAGAAUGUGCAAGACUUCAACAAAGGUUAUCAAUGCCUCCAUUGCAGUAUCAAGAUCUCCCACAACAAGGGGCUACAAGCUAUGUGGAUUUGAUGAAUAUGCCACAGACAAGCAGCAGUAUGCGCGACUUCUCAACUUCGAAUGGUCCUCAGCAGGACAUUUUGCAGGAAAUCCUUUCAGUUGCGCAAGUUUCACAGGAUCUCAACAAUCAGAACACUUGGGGUGGAGGUUAUUCCAAUCAUCAUGAAGAUGAUUUCUCGUUUCUGGCUAAUAAUAAUAGCAGCAAUAAUCAAAAGCAUGAUGUGGGUUCCUUUAGGUUCAUGGGAGAUGAUCAGAAUAUGAGGUCUAUUGAGGUUGGUGGUGCUCAUGACCAGCUCGGAACUAAUAGAAUGGCUGAGAAUUUGAGAUGGGUUGGUAUGUCUAACAAAGAUCUUGAGGUGACGUUUUGGGAAGAUUACAAGACUGUUCCAGUGGAAAAUAUACCAAACUUUAAGAGGGAGGAACAAGAGGUUCAAGUUGCAGGAGAAAGCAGUCAAACCAACAACUUGGAACACACUGAAGACCACUUCUCACUUGGAUUUGUGAACGAAGAUCACAACAACUCAAACGACGAUAACUUCUUAGAUGAUGGCGACUUGGAUGACUUCACCACAACUCCAAGCUUCGAAAUUUAUGAGAAAACCAAAGCCAGUCACGGGUUGAUUGUGUCAACCGGACAGGUUUCCAAAACCUUCUUUCACCAAAUUGUCCCUUCACAAACUGUCAAGGUCCAACUGAACCCAGGAAUGAUUUAUCACGGCAAGCCAAAGCCUAAAAAGAGAGUUGUAUACGAUGAGGUCACAAUAUUUGCAGGUUCGACAAUUUCAGAUCAGGUGACCACCAAGAAGACAGUGAGCCCUUUUGUAAACUUGGUUUCCCUUCUAUGGAUAUGUUGCUUUUAUGUUGAAGAAUCAAAGGAAGAUGAUCUUAGUCAUAUGAAUAUGAAGUUGAAAGAUGAUGAUGGUUCACCAAAAGAAGAGGAGAAUGAUGAACAAUGGAGCAUUUCAAGUGUGGUUUUGGAGAAGGUCAUAUGGCCAUGUGUGACUUUGGCUUUGGCAUUUUCUACCAUUUGGGUUCAUCAUAAUUACUAAUUACAAGUUUUCUAAAUUUCUUUUUAUAUUAUAUAUUGUCUCUAACCAUACAAGGUGAAGUUGUAUACCUAUAGAAAAAAGAUAAAACUUAGCUUUCCCUGGAUUUAUCUGAGGUUGAAUUAUAAUGUU
Helianthus annuus (common sunflower) is the source of this 2292-nucleotide messenger RNA. RefSeq names its product NAC domain-containing protein 86. Gene Ontology annotation, biological process: regulation of DNA-templated transcription. The record is from RefSeq and is a predicted model, not a curated record. Lineage: Eukaryota; Viridiplantae; Streptophyta; Magnoliopsida; Asterales; Asteraceae. Gene Ontology annotation, molecular function: DNA binding. The transcript is spliced from 7 exons. The coding region runs from base 253 to 2163 and encodes 636 amino acids.